UUAGUAGUCGGAUGAAAAUUGUUUGGUUCGCACCUAGAAAAAGCUAAUAUUUUCUUAUUUCCUUAAAAAUUUAGGAAUCAAUACGUUUUUUAAUUGCAUAUUUCUACUAUAGUUUUCUUGAGCUUUCAGCUCACCAAAAACAAUCCGCAAUGUCUGUAGCAGAAUUCUUGAAUGGGUUACCUUCCAUCAAUGAGAACAAUUUUGCUAAUUUUCACACGGAUAAUGGAAACAGAACCUGUGUUAAGAGACCAUCAGUGUAUCUUCCUACUAAGGAAUAUCCAUCUGAACAAGUUAUUGUAACGGAAAAAACCACUAUAGUUUUAAGGUACCUUCAUCAAAGAUGGGACAAAAAGAAUGCAGAAAGAAAACGUGACCUAUUAUCAGUGAAUGGAGACUCACCUGAAGAAUCCCGUAGUAAAAGACCUCGAUUGGACCAUAAUAAUUCGCUUUAAAUAUUUGACACUAUUUUUUAUUGUGACUUGUUUAGUUUUUGAUUUUGGAUACAAAAUCAUUGGUACAUCAAAAGCACAAUUGUAUAAAUAUAUUUAGACUGCGUUUGUAUUCUACAAAGGCACAUUUGUUUUUUUUUUUUAAUUUUCUUACUUAUUCACUUUUACAGAUUAUUAAUUUAAGCAUAUUUGUUCGCGUUUGAUAAUAACUUUGUUUCAGAGUACUAAUUUCUUAAUUUUGUAUUAUAAUUAGAUUAUGCUCCAAUGAUACUACUCAUUCUUUUAAUUUUAAGUACAAAAGAAA
This is a messenger RNA of Phymastichus coffea, 753 nucleotides long. RefSeq names its product DET1- and DDB1-associated protein 1. The coding region runs from base 150 to 452 and encodes 100 amino acids. The record is from RefSeq and is a predicted model, not a curated record. Gene Ontology annotation, cellular component: Cul4-RING E3 ubiquitin ligase complex. The transcript has 4 exons. NCBI's taxonomy places the organism in Eukaryota, Metazoa, Arthropoda, Insecta, Hymenoptera, Eulophidae. Gene Ontology annotation, biological process: positive regulation of proteasomal ubiquitin-dependent protein catabolic process.